AAAUUAAACUUCUCACACAAGGUCAAUUUCGUCACACACACCACACCACCUUUACAGAAGAAUCAAUCACACUGAAGUCUUCCUUUCUUCCUCACACACACCACACCACACCACCUUUACUUCCACCUUACUCAAAAAACCCACACCCCCCUUUCCUCUACUACACCUCACAAAACCAUUUUCAUUUCACAACCAACACAACACAGUAACUAACCGAUGCCGAAUCCCAAUACAAAUCAAAAUCAUCCUCAUCCACACCGUUCCAAAACUCGACCGCCCACGUCAUCAUCUCGACCAUCCACGUCAUCAUCCCGACAACAACAACAACCACCACCACCAGUUCAACCACGAGUUCCGUUACGGCAGUUACUCCGAGUAGCAUCAGUAGCAAGCGGAAUUCAAUUCGGUUGGGCUUUACAGCUUUCACUAUUAACACCAUAUGUUCAACAAUUAGGUAUCCCUCAUCAAUGGGCGAGUAUAAUCUGGCUAUGUGGACCGGUUUCCGGUUUAUUUGUUCAACCGUUAGUCGGUCAUUUAAGUGACCGAUGUACGAGUAAAUUCGGUCGCCGGAGACCGUUUAUUGUCUUCGGCGCCGCUUCGAUAGUUAUUGCUGUUAUUAUUAUUGGUUAUGCUGCUGAUAUUGGUGGAUUGAUUGGUGAUGAUGUUGAACAAAGCUAUCGUCCUUUUGCUAUAACUGUUUUUGUUAUUGGAUUUUGGAUUCUUGAUGUUGCUAAUAAUGUUACUCAAGGUCCUUGUAGAGCUUUACUUGCAGAUCUCACAAGAAAUGAUGCUCGAAGGACACGUGUUGCAAAUGCUUAUUUCUCCCUGUUUAUGGCCAUUGGUAACAUUCUUGGCUAUGCAACCGGGUCAUACAGUGGCUGGUACAAGAUUUUUAAAUUCACACUUACCCCUGCUUGCUCUAUUAGUUGUGCAAAUCUCAAGUCUGCUUUCUUUCUCGACGUUGCUUUCAUUGCGGUAACGACAUAUCUCAGCAUUGUGUCAGCUCAUGAAGUGCCUCUAAGUUCAAGUGGAGCAGUACAUGCUGGAGAAGGAGCAGGAGAGACAGAAGAAGCUUUCAUGUGGGAAUUGUUUGGGACAUUCAAAUAUUUUUCAACACCUAUAUGGAUAGUACUGUCUGUAACUGCUCUGACAUGGAUUGGGUGGUUCCCAUUUAUUCUCUUUGAUACUGAUUGGAUGGGUCGGGAAAUUUACGGUGGUGAUCCAAAUGGAGGCCUUAUUUAUGAUACUGGAGUUAGAAUGGGAGCACUUGGUUUGUUGCUUAAUUCAGUUGUUCUUGGAGUAACAUCAUUGCUUAUGGAAAGGCUAUGCAGGAAGCGAGGGGCUGGUUUUGUGUGGGGAAUCUCAAAUAUAUUUAUGGCUCUUUGCUUUAUAGCAAUGUUAGUAUUAACCUAUGCGGCAAAUAGCAUUGGCUACGUAAGUAAAGGUCAACCACCACCAACAGGCAUUGUGAUUGCAGCGUUAGCAAUCUUUACCAUUCUUGGGUUUCCACUGGCAAUCACUUACAGUGUUCCAUAUGCCUUAAUUUCUACGCAUAUCGAACCAUUGGGACUUGGCCAAGGGUUAUCAAUGGGUGUCCUAAAUCUGGCUAUAGUGGUCCCACAGAUUGUGGUGUCCUUGGGAAGUGGACCGUGGGAUCAGUUAUUUGGUGGAGGAAACUCUCCAGCCUUUGCUGUGGCAGCUGUUGCAGCCCUUUUCAGUGGACUCUUGGCUCUAUUAGCUAUUCCCCGAACUCGAACCCAAAAGCCUCGAAGCCGUGUAUGAGGUAUCAUAUGCUGUUUUUUUUGUCACUUAUUUCUUUCAAAGAGGGAUGGUGAAAAUGAACAGGUAGCAAGAAUUUGUAAAUAGUUAUUGUUUUUGUAUCCUUAUUCUUGAGUUUUCUUCUCCUCAAGAUUCCAACCUCCCACUCGAUUUCUAAUAAUAAAUGAAACUUCGGUUGUGUAUUUAUCUUAUUGGUCAUUAUUAAAACCAAUGACCAGAUUCUUUUGUCUUACUAUUCUCUGAUGCAAAGAAAGCUUCAGGAACAAAUUUUGUUGAGUUGUCUGUUUAAAAUAUAGAGGUUGGUUGGCUAUGUAAAACUCUGAGCGACAAUUACUGUCCGUAAGGAAGAGGGAAUAAAUACUCUUGAUGUCUAGGGAACAAUGUAAAACAAGAAAUUCAUAUAUCAUUGCUUUUCCCAAA
Molecule: messenger RNA, 2199 nt
Organism: Trifolium pratense (red clover)
Lineage: Eukaryota; Viridiplantae; Streptophyta; Magnoliopsida; Fabales; Fabaceae
Product: sucrose transport protein SUC4-like
Exons: 5
Coding region: 217-1782 (521 amino acids)
Biological process (GO): sucrose transport
Cellular component (GO): vacuole; plasma membrane
Molecular function (GO): sucrose:proton symporter activity
Source: RefSeq, a predicted model, not a curated record